This is a messenger RNA of Sitophilus oryzae (rice weevil), 7195 nucleotides long. It is a transcript of the gene Dscam4, whose product is annotated as Down syndrome cell adhesion molecule-like protein Dscam2. Gene Ontology annotation, cellular component: axon; plasma membrane. NCBI's taxonomy places the organism in Eukaryota, Metazoa, Arthropoda, Insecta, Coleoptera, Curculionidae. The record is from RefSeq and is a predicted model, not a curated record. Gene Ontology annotation, biological process: axon guidance; cell-cell adhesion. Bases 807 to 6134 code for a protein of 1775 amino acids. The transcript has 33 exons. Gene Ontology annotation, molecular function: protein binding.
AUAAACUCGUAAAAAAACAAGAAAGAAAAUUUAAGUUUUUUUGUCAUAUUUGCGGAAAUGGCAAAUAUAAAUUCACCUACUAAACGGAUUAUUAGUGGGGUCAUCUACAGGCAACUUUACCCCAAUUUGAGCCACCCUAUAUCUAGAGUUUAGAGAGUCUAGAGUGGAGAGUCAAGUUUGAAAUUAUAGAUAUUUGAAAUGGAAAUAAGUAAAUCUAAAGUAAAUAUUCUACUUUGUUAUCGAAGCAUCUAUUUAAUUAUAAAAUUUCAAAAAAUAUUUUACUAUUAGCUAAUUACAUUUCGACUCGCUGUAGCACUGCAGCAAUAUUCUAAGUACGUUUUUCAAAUACGAUGUUCCCGUUUAGCCGGAGGCAAAGCAGACGUUGCCUUUCUGAACAAACCAGACGAGUCAUGUUACAAAAAGGGAAAAUGGAAAAUGGAAGGAACGGAAGACUACAAUUAGGGAUUGCUAAAAAUCAACAAUUACGUCUAUUUCGAAAGUUAAGCUGAGAGAGCAAACGAAAAUAUCUUAUAAUUAAUUAACAGAUUUCCGACCUGCGACUGAUAUUUCCGAAUGGUUCGCUUAUUUUCCCGUCGUUCCCUAACGAUCGCUACAGCCACGAAGUGCACACCGCCAUAUACAGGUGCAAGCUAAAGAGUCCCCUGGGAGCCAUUCUCAGUAGAGAGGUCCACGUUAAAGCAGUGAUUAAACAGAAGUACGACAUUCAGGUUCACGACGAGUACGUGAUCGCCGGCAACACGGCCGUGCUCAAAUGCAAAGUGCCGAAUUACGUUUCGGACUACGUUAUGGUAACGUCCUGGAUCCAGGACGAGAACAUCAAUAUUUACCCGAAUACGGAUAUCGGGGGCAAGUACGUAGUGUUGGGCAACGGAGACCUGUACAUAAGCAACGCCGGCCCGGGGGACGGGUACAAGAACUACGCCUGUCGCACGCUGCAUCGAUUAACAGGUGAAGUUAAAGCUUCAGUAUACCCUGGCCGUAUCAUUGUUACGGAGCCCAAAGGCAACGUUCAACCAAGAGUAACCGUAGACAAAUUCAAAGCUACCAGAAUAUCAGUGGGAGAUGACGUGACCUUGCCUUGUGUCGCUCAAGGCUAUCCAGUACCCGGAUACUACUGGAAAAAGGAGUUAGAUGGCCAAAUGGUUCCCGUAGCCUUGGGAGAAAGGAUUACGUUGCUUAGUGCUGGUUUAUUAAGAAUAUCAAAGAUCCGCCUAGAAGAUCGAGGUGUCUAUAUUUGUUUCUCGAACAACAGCGUCGGAGAAGAAAGCGUCAGGGUAACCUUAGAAGUCACUUCGCCUCUUUCCGUUCACGUACAACCCCAAGUCCAAAUAGUAGACGUAGGAAAAACAGCUCACUUCCAGUGUAUUAUUAAUGGUUAUCCAAUAGCGAGAAUCAAUUGGAUGCACAACGGAAAGCCAAUUGCUCCUGAUAGUAGAGUUGAGGUGCUAAACGAUCCACCAAGACUGACGGUCAAAGAACUGACCAAAGAAGAUCGUGGAAUGUACCAGUGUUUUGCCAGUAACAACUGGGAUCAGGCUCAGGCAACUGCUGAACUCAAUAUGGGAGACGCCAGUCCAGAAUUGAUAUACUGGUUUUCCGAGCAGACCUUGCAGCCCGGUCCCACCGUAUCAUUAAAGUGUGUAGCGUCUGGCAAUCCGCCACCUCAAUUUACCUGGACACUGGACGGCUUCCCUAUUCCGGACCAUCCGAGAUUUCUAGUUGGACAGUACGUCACAAUCCAAGACGACGUCAUUUCUCACGUGAACAUCACCAACAUCAAAGCGGAAGACGGUGGUGAAUAUUCUUGUAUAGCUCACAAUAGCGUGGGAAAGGUUACUCACAGUGCCAGAGUCAACGUCUACGGACUGCCCUAUAUCAGAGUCAUGCCUAAAAUUACGGGCAUAGCUGGAUCAUCGCUUAUUAUUAAAUGCCCUGUAGCUGGUUAUCCUAUAGAGACGGUUACUUGGGAAAGGGAUGGGCAAAUAUUGCCUAUAAACAGGAGGCAACGCGUUUAUCUUAAUGGUACACUAGUUGUUGAACAAGCUCAACGAAGAGAAGAUGCUGGUACAUACACCUGUCAAGCUCAAAAUCGCCAAAGAAAUUCGGCAAGAAGAGAUGUUGAAGUUCAGAUUAUCGUGCCUCCAAAAAUUCUGCCCAUUAACCCGAUGACUGACUUAUUCAGGGAAGGAAUGCGGGCUGCCGUAUCCUGUCAAAUUAUGGAAGGCGAUCUGCCUAUUCAUUUUCGAUGGGAAAGAAAUGGAGAGGCAGUAGUUAAUAACGCCGCUCUAGGUACAGUAAUAAGAAGAAUCGAUGAAUUUUCUUCAUCUCUAAUUAUUGAUCAAGUCAGUUCGAAACAUACUGGAAACUAUACUUGCAUUGCCAGUAACGUAGCUGGGUCGGAAAAAUACAUAGUACCUUUAACUGUUAAUGUGCCACCUAGAUGGACUACAGAACCCCUGGAUACAAGUGUUGCAGCUGGUGAAGAAGCUAUAAUCCAUUGUCAGGCUGAUGGAUACCCAAAACCUGUAAUCACUUGGAAAAAAGCUGUUGGAAAACAGCCAGGAGAAUAUAAGGACUUCCAUUACGAACCCAACGUUCAACAGUACCAAAAUGGUUCUUUGGGUUUUACUCACAUAUCAAAAGAAAGUGAAGGUCAAUAUUUAUGUGAGGCAAAGAAUAAUAUCGGUGCUGGAGUUAGCAAAGUGAUAUUUCUAAGAGUUAACGCUCCUGCUCAUUUUGUACAAAAAUCCAAACAAGUUCAAGUAGUAAAAGGCGACCAAGCACACUUGCAAUGCGCCGCUAAUGGCGAUACACCCAUGCAAAUCUCUUGGAAAGUUGGAGGUCAACAUAUUAUAAAAGAUGAUGAUCAAAGAUACUCAGUCCGUGAACAAACGCUUGUAGAUGGAAUGGUUUCCGAGCUAGGUAUAGAACAUACAAUCAGACAAGACACAGGUAUUUUUACCUGUUCUGCUUCAAAUUUGUAUGGAAGCGACGAUAUGAAUAUCCAGCUGAUAGUUCAGGAAAUUCCAGAACCACCUCGAAAUGUUAGGGUUAUCGAUCAGCAGUCCAGAUCUAUUGGCAUAUCUUGGACGUAUCCGUAUGCUGGAAAUAGUCCCAUAACGAAUUAUGUGGUUCAAUACAAGCUAGGAGCAGAGGCAUGGCCAAAUCAACCAGCUAAAGUUACAGUCACAGGUUCGCAAACCACAGCAAACCUGUCAAAUCUGCGACCAGCUCAAGUAUACCACCUUCGCAUAUUGGCAGAAAACCGAUUGGGUUUGAGUGAACCAAGCCAAACUGUUCAAGUCAGCACACUGGAAGAAGUUCCUAGCAGUGCUCCUGUUGAUAUUAGAGCUGAAGCAAAAACUUCAACCGAAUUGGUGGUAACGUGGGAACCACCCCCCAGGGAGACUUGGAACGGUAACUUGUUAGGGUACCACGUAGGCUAUCAAGCCAUGGACGAAGAAAACAAAAGCAUAUCUCUGAGCUAUGUGUUCAAGAGCGUAGAGGUUAGAUUACAUUAUGGUGGAGAGGCCAUUUUACAGGGUCUUUCGAAAUAUACUACGUAUAGCAUUAUUGUACAGGCUUACAACAGUAGGGGUUCUGGACCAGCGAGUGAUCCAGUAACUGCAAGAACGUUAGAAGAUGCUCCAUCUUUGCCUCCAGAAAACCCCCAAUGCUCUGUUUUGAAUGCUCAGAGCCUUCAUAUAUCUUGGGAACCACCUGCUUUUGAAGGAAGGAAUGGUAUAGUCCAAGGAUAUAAAGUUACUUACCACUCAGUAGGAGAAUGGUAUGAUAAUGAUGAUCAGCAGACCAAAAUCAUCAACCAAUUGAGAACCACCAUAUCUGGCCUGAGAAAAUUUACUAACUAUAGUAUCACAGUACUGGCCUAUACCGGAAGCGGUGAUGGAGUACGAUCGUCUCCUGUCUACUGUCAAACUGAGGAAGAUGUUCCAUCCGCACCAUCGGAUAUCAAAGCCGUUCUCAGUGCUCCCAACAAAAUUUUGGUGUCAUGGUUACCGCCUAAAUUUAGUAACGGACCUCUAACCGGUUAUACAUUUUAUAUGAGCGUAGUGGAGGACGGACAGGAAGAAGGUACUCACAAGAGAGUACUGGGACCUGGGACGGAAAUGCACGAAGUGGUUAGAGCACACGAUACGGCAACGUUGCAAUUCUGGGUUACCGCAUCAACGAGGAUUGGAGAGGGUGAAAGCACUAAAAUUAUAACCGUCACCCCGUCCAAAAAUGUUCCUGCAAAAGUCGCUUCUUUCGGCCGAGAAAUGGUCAGUGCCUGGAAACAGGAUAUUUUCCUGCACUGCAAGAAAGUCGGCAUACCAUUGCCUUCGAUCAGUUGGAAAAUGAACGAAAAAUCUUUAGAAGUUGGAGGUCGAAGAUUCAUUUUAUCCAACGGGACACUGUUAAUCAAAGAUAUUCAGAGCGUGGAUCAGGCAAAUUAUACGUGUACUGUAGAGAAUCAGUAUGGAAGGGACGAGAUAACUUAUACCUUGAGGGUGAUAGUACCACCAGAUCCACCAAUACUCAAUGUGGUGGACGCUUUUACUGAUAGUUUGCAGUUGAGAUGGUCUGACAAGGGAAAUGGAGGUUCGCCUAUUCUAGGUUAUGUUAUUAACUAUAAAAGAGAUCACGGAGACUGGGAAGAGCUUCAAAUACCCGCCAGAACGGACGAGCAUAUGUUGAGAAAUCUUUGGUGUGGUAGCAGGUAUCUACUAUAUAUCACAGCUUUUAAUAGGAUAGGCACAGGUUUGCCUAGUGAUAUUGUAACUACUCAUACAAAGGGUACAGUGCCUGUUCAGCCCAAGCAAUCGCAGAUGUUAACUACAAACGCAACAGUAGCAACGGUUUGGUUAGACUCAUGGGGAGAUGGUGGUUGUGGCAUACUUUAUUUCUCAAUUUUGUACAGAGCUGCACAUCAUAAUGCGUGGAUAACAGCCUCCAACCAUAUCAAGCCAACAGAACGCAUCUACAGCAUCACAGAUCUAGUGCCCGCCACUGAAUACCGACUCAGAGUUUCAGCUCACAAUAACGCCGGAGAUACAGAAAUGGUUUAUAAUUUUACUACAUUAACCUUUGCAGGAAUAGUGCCUGAACUAUCUCCACCGGUUUCACAUUCUGGGGACCAGUCAUUCUACUUCAACAUGAAAGUAUUGCUGCCCAUGUUGAUCUCGAUACUCGUAUUAGUACUCCUCAUAGUAGCUCUAUUUUGGCGAAGAAGAAUAGUCCAAGAGCGCAACUCCCACGACCAAUCCCUGCACGAAUCACCCUCCAUCGCCCAGAUCCAGAACAAGCAGAACCGCGACCAGCAGUACCUGGCGGUACGCGCCGGCCGUGGACCCCAGCCUCUGGACAUCGACGACACGUACAAACCGGAAUCGUCCGACUAUAUCGAGGACAUCUGUCCCUACGCCACGUUCCAGCUGUCCAAGCCGACGUACAGCGAGAGCUCGUACAGCGGCAACGUGUACAGCGGGCCGUACCACUCGGUACGCGGUUCUUUUGUUUAUCAUGACGUUAAACCGCCACCUAGCGAUAAGUUUAAGUUGGGCCAUAAUAAAGAACCAGAAUACACAAAAGUUCGGAGAAAAGGCGGCAGGUUAAGAGAUCCCCAUUCGGAAAGUCAAGAAUCGGAUAAUUUGGGAAGUACCGACUCGGAAGUAAAGAAAAUUCUGACGCUACACCUUCCCAUUUCAGAGUACGACACGCUGGGCUCGGAUUCUGAGGGGGAUGCGCGCGCAGCCAGCCAGGAUCUCAUGUCAUUCGGUCGUCGGAUGAGAGGUGGCGCUGAAGGAUCCUCGUCUUCCUCCGAGUCGCCUCCUUCGGGCAGUGUAGGUCGCAAACCCUACAACAUGGCCAAGGGCAAGGGAAAGGCUAGUGGUAAGGGCCUUAGGCACGUGCGCUCAUCUAGCGGCUAUUCCAGCCACAACGAAGAGACCACGUUUAGUAUAUCGCACGCUGCAAGUUUCAGCGAUAGAAUACAUCCACCUACAAGAUUUUCUGACGUAUCAAUGCGGGAUUUCACCGAUAACGACUACGAAAAGGAUCAUAAACCUAGAGGGAUCUCGAAAUUAACUAGAGAAGCAUUCCAAAUAAAUGUAUAAUACUAAUUUGUAAUAGAAGAUAUAUAGGUUCUCCAGUGAGGAAAUCAAGUGGAGAGAGUAUAUAAAGCGGUGGUAGAUUUUGUUGUACCUUUUAAUUAAUACAUUAAACAUAUGAAGACGAAAUGAGGGAAGUUAAAUUAAAUCUUAUUAUAUACAAUGUUAAAUAUGGUGUGAUAGAGCCACAAUGGAUGAUAGUGUGAUGCUAUAUAUGAAUUAGAUUAGUUCGUUUUUAUUUUAUAAUACACCGUAAUGAAAACAUUGAUAUUAUGUGACGCCCUUGGAGAAAUCAGUAAACCUAGUAGAUAUUCUAUAAGAAAAUCAGUAAAAGUUGACACUUCAUCCAAAUAUUUCACAAAUUCACGUCACAAUAUUGUCAUGGCUACUUUUUUACUUUGAUGUUUGACAAGUGUCAAAUUUUAUUUCAAUUUUAGAAACAAUACAUAUAUUUUUUUAUAUCUAUAUUAUUACUUUGUCUACACAAACAGAGAAAUGUAAAGUUCUAAUUGGCUAGCUGUAAAUUGGUUCACUUUUUUUGGUAUUCUAUUCACGGUCCUUAAAUUGAUAUUGAACGCAGCUAAAACAAACUGAAAGAUCUAUAUGUUUUCAUCAAAAGCCCCAAAAGUUAUGAAACAAUGUCAAUGUUUGCCUCUUUAAAGCAGCUUAAUCGCAAAGAAAGGUCACCUUGAUUUCAUUCCUGUUCAUCUUAAAAUGUUGUCAGAUUUCAUAGGAAUAACAGAUUAAAAUAAACUAAAGGCUUCAGAACUGGCUUACAAAUGGAGAUCGUCGUCAUUUUAUACGUAGAAUUAUAUAAUGAACUUAUGAAAAUAACUUAACGUCAUCUUUCUAGCUCAUACGAUAGAUUUGUUGUAACUGACUGUAAACCAAUUAUUUAUUUAUACCGAUCUGGCCAUUGAAACUGCGUGGUCCGGAUUUUAACGCGUAAGAAAGCGAUGUAGACAGCUUAAUGACAAAUCAAAUGCAUUAAAAAGAGAGUUGAAGAGAAAAGUUGGGUUGAUCCAUUUCAUCAAUGCGGUAUUGCCGGAUUUUGCAUCAAAAUUUCA